AAACCAGGGUUGGGGCAGGGCGUGUCCCAGGAGUGAGCCCAGCUCUACAGUCCUGUGCAGGGUAGAGAGCUAUACUUGGGCCGGCACCAUGGCCGAGUUCAGGGUCAGGGUGUCCACAGGGAAGGCCUUCGGGGCUGGCACAUGGAAUAAAGUGUCUGUCAGCAUCAUGGAGACCCAGGGAGAGAGCCCCCGGCUGCCCCUGGACCAUCUCGGCAAGGAGCUCAACGCUGGCGCUGAGGAAGACUUCCAGGUGAUGCUCCCAGAGGAUGCGGGUCCAGUGCUGCUGCUGCGCGUGCACAAGAUGCCCCCAGCGCUGCCCUGCCUGCCCGGGCCCCUGGCCCAGGAUGCCUGGUUCUGUCGCUAGUUCCAGUUGACACCACCGCAGGGCAGCCCCUUCCUCUUCCCCUGCUACCAGUGGCUGGAGGGGGCAGGGAGCCUGGUGCUGCGGGAGGGGACAGCCAAGGUGUCCUGGGCAGACCACCACCCCCUGCUCCAGCAACAGCACCAGGAGGAGCUGCAGGCCCGGCAGGAGAUGUACUAGUGGAAGGCUUACAACCCAGGCUGGCCUCACUGCUUAGAUGAAAAGAGUGUGAAAGACUUGGACCUCAACAUCAAAUACUCCACAGCCAAGAAUGCCAACUUUUAUCUACAGGGUGGCUCUGCGUUUGUAGAGAUGAAGAUCAAGGGGCUGCUGGACCACAAGGGACCCUGGAGGAGUCUGAAUGAGAUGAAAAGGAUCUUCCACUUCCGGAAGACCUCAGCAGCCGAGUACACUUUUCAGCACUGGCAGGAGGAUGCUUUCUUCGCCUCCCAGUUCCUGAAUGGUCUCAACCCCGUCCUGAUCCACUGCUGUCACUGCCUCCCAAAAAACUUCCCCGUCACUGAUGCCAUGGUGGCUUCAGUGUUGGGCCCAGGGACCAGCCUGCAGGCUGAGCUGGAGAAGGGCUCCCUGUUCUUGGUGGAUCACGGCAUCCUCUCCAACAUCCAUACCAAUGUCAUUAAUGGGCAGCCUCAGUUCUCUGCGGCCCCAAUGACCCUGCUAUACCAGCGCCCAUGUGGUGGGUCCCUACUGCCUCUCGCCAUCCAGCUCAGCCAGACCCCCGGCCCCAACAGCCCCAUCUUCCUGCCCAGUGAUGACGAGUGGGACUGGUUGCUGGCCAAGACCUGGGUGCGAAAUGCCGAGUUCUCCUUCCACGAGGCCCUCACACACCUGCUGCACUCGCACCUGCUGUCCGAGGUCUUCACCCUGGCCACCCUGCGCCAGCUGCCCCACUGCCACCGUCUCUUCAAGCUGCUGGUCCCACAUACCCGGUACACACUGCACAUCAACACGCUUGCUCAGGAGCUGCUCAUCGUGCCGGGGCAGGUGGUGGACAGGUCCACAGGCCUCGGCAUUGGAGGCUUCUCUGAGUUGAUACAGAGGAGCGUGAAGCAGCUAAACUAUUCCGCCCUGUGUCCUGAGGAUAUCCGGGCCCGAGGAGUUGAAGACAUCCCAGGCUACUACUACCGUGAUGAUGGCAUGCAGAUCUGGGGUGCAGUGGAACGCUUUGUCUCUGAAAUAAUCGGUAUCUACUACCCAAGCCAUGAGUCUGUCCAAGAUGACAGAGAGCUCCAGGCCUGGGUCGGAGAGAUUUUCUCCAAGGGCUUCCUCAACCGAGAGAACUCAGGUAUGGGGACCUCCGCCCUCAGGCCUCACCCUCAAGCCUCCGUGGCAGGGUCUUCAGGCCCCUGGAACCUCCAUCCCAGCCCAGCUCUCCUCGCAGGUAUACCCUCCUCCCUGGAGACCCGGGAAGCCCUGGUGCGGUAUGUCACGAUGGUGAUAUUCACCUGCUCAGCCAGGCACUCGGCUGUCAGUGCGGGGCAGUUUGACUCCUGUGCUUGGAUGCCCAACCUGCCACCCAGCAUGCAGCUGCCACCACCCACCUCCAAAAGCCAGGCAACACCUGAGAGCUUCGUCGACACCCUCCCACCUGUCAAUGCCACAUGUGAUGUCAUCCUUACUCUCUGGUUGCUGAGCAAGGAGCCUGGAGACCGAAGGCUCCUGGGCACCUACCCAGAUGAGCACUUCAUUGAGGAGGCCCCAUGGUGGAGUAUCACCACCUUCCAGAACCGCCUGGCCCAGAUCUCAAGGAAGAUCCAGGAGCGGAACCGGGGCCUGGCACUGCCCUACACCUACCUGGACCCUCCUGUCAUCGAGAACAGCGUCUCCAUCUAAACCCGGGAACACAGCCCAGAUGACAUCCUUUGACCACAUCACUCUAGAAUAACUGUCACGCAGAGUAAAGGACUUCUCGGAAAAACAGGCCCCCAUGUGCCUCUCCUGGGACAACCAGACUCUGUGUAACUCAUUCCCACCAUCACACACGCGUGCAUGCACACACACACACACAAAACCAGAAACAAAAUCAAAACAGGGAAACCCAAAAACCCACCAAGAAUAGUCUCGGGACAAUACCACUGAGCCUUUUGGAGGCUCCAAGCCUUGAAGUAC
Messenger RNA from Sapajus apella (tufted capuchin), 2491 nucleotides. RefSeq names its product arachidonate 15-lipoxygenase type B (gene ALOX15B). Gene Ontology annotation, molecular function: arachidonate 15-lipoxygenase activity; protein binding; iron ion binding. Gene Ontology annotation, biological process: lipid oxidation; linoleic acid metabolic process. NCBI's taxonomy places the organism in Eukaryota, Metazoa, Chordata, Mammalia, Primates, Cebidae. The record is from RefSeq and is a predicted model, not a curated record.